Messenger RNA from Exophiala bonariae, 1725 nucleotides. RefSeq lists its product as uncharacterized. Bases 1 to 1725 code for a protein of 574 amino acids. Gene Ontology annotation, cellular component: membrane. NCBI's taxonomy places the organism in Eukaryota, Fungi, Ascomycota, Eurotiomycetes, Chaetothyriales, Herpotrichiellaceae. Gene Ontology annotation, biological process: transmembrane transport. The transcript has a single exon. The record is from RefSeq and is a predicted model, not a curated record.
AUGGCGGAUAGCAAUGAUGGGCAAGACCAUCUCAACGGCCACAGUGGCUUCAUCUUAGCUGUCUUCUGUGUGGUUUCCGUCUUUGUCAUCUGGCCCGUCAAAAUCCCACUGUUGAAACCAAUCCAACGGCCGCUUCUUCGUUUUCUCCAGAAAACACGCAUCAUCGGCCACAGAGAGACCGAAGCACUUUCGAAUCGCAGCCUCUAUUUCUCUCUGUCUCUUUUGACAGCUCCCCUCAUCGGCGUCAUUCUGCUGCUGGCAACGACAACCAUCAACGGGAGUACGAUAAGACUCGGAAUUGUUGGUGACGAGACUAUUAAACCAUAUGAUGUUCUCGUUCUCUUCGUCUCCCUUGCCUAUAUCGCUAUAGCGCUCGAUGGGACUGGUGCGCUCGAGGCUAUAGCCUUCUACGUCUCGAAACGUGGUGGAAGCUCCGGAAUUUUACUCUUCACUUACCUCUAUGCAUUCUUUUUACUGACGGCGUGUAUCGUUGGGAACGACCCUCUCAUCCUAUCUGGAACUCCUUUUCUUGCUUAUCUGACAUACCACACUGGCUUGGAGCCAAGUGCUUGGGUUUUCAGCGAGUUUAUGGCGGCAAAUACUGCAUCCGCUGUUUUGGUCUCCUCUAACCCGACAAACAUUCUCAUCACUGGAAGUUUUGGCCUUAAUUUCCUGACUGGAUUCACAAAAUGGACAAUCCUGCCCUCCCUUAUCCCGGCAGCGCUAAAUUAUCCCGUUAUACUUGCCAUGUUCUGGAACCGCAUACCAAAGACGAUCACACCUCUGACCGAGGACCCCUGGUCGAAGCUCCGUGACCGCAUGGGCGCAAUAUUUUUGAGCACUCUCCUCCUAGUGACAGUCGCUGUCCUCGUGGGCACGAGUUUCGUACCAGCGCACGCAGUAGAAGUCUGGAUGGUUACAGCCCCUGCAGGGAUACUCGGCUUUCUGUGGGAUCUUGGAUCCGACUGGUUCAGACCACAUCAGAAGAAGCAAAAUCUCAUUCGACGGGAAUCCACCGAUCAUGUCGCUGAGAUGCAGAGGGUCAGUCGCACCGAGUCCAACACCAGUCAGAGAGUUCCAGUACAAUCUCCGCAGCUCGAAAAGCCGCCACCCUCACACGAACCAGCGAGUUCGCCCGACGGAAAAUCUACCGAGCCAAAAUCCGAGAAAACCCUGCUGUCGCUGUUUCGCUGGCUUGGUCGUCGGUUUCCAGCAACAUCGAGAACAAUCCAACGUCUCCCAAUCCCGCUUCUACCAUUCGCCAUGUGUGAGUUCAUUCUUGUUCGUGGUCUUGCUCAGCGUGGUUGGAUCUCUGUCUUCGCCUCUGGCUUUGCCAAUGCCUGCACAACACCUGCGCGCACGGUAUUUUUCAUGGGAUUCGUCUCGGCUGCUUUCCUCUGUCCUCUCGCUGGUACCAACAUUGGUGCAACUAUCAUCCUAGUGGAAAUUCUACGAGAUUCAAAAUUCUCACAAUCCGAGGCUGUUCUCGGCGAUGAAAGAGUCCUCCUUGGCGCCAUUUAUGCCGUGGCUAUGGGAAGCAAUAUUGGAGCUUUCAGUUAUACUUUCGCCGGGAGUUUGGCUGGCCUUCUCUGGCGUGGUUUACUCUCCGACAAGGGCAUACAUAUUUCCCAGCUGAAAUUUGCCAUGGUGAAUGCGAUUCCCUUGCUCAUGCAGAUUACAGUGUCGUCGGCAAUCAUACUGGGACAAUUAUAUUGGUUUGCUUGA